AUGAAAGAUUAUGCUGAAACCAUUGGCUUUCUGGGGCAGUGGGGACAUUUCCAGCAAAUUGUCUUCUUCUCGCUCGUUGCCACCAUCAUGCCAAAUGGAUUUGGUGCUUUCACUCUCGUUUUUCUGACUGACACACCAAGUCAUCACUGCCUGGUAUCUGGCAUCAACCUCACUGAAGACUGGCGUAAAAGUGUCAUCCCAAUCAGAGAGGUGGAUGGGAAACGGGAGCUGAGCAGAUGCAGCAGAUACAGGUUGGAUGUGGUCAGAAAUCUCUCUGCUCAGGGAUAUAUUCCUGGCAGGGAUGUCAACCUUACAGACCUGGAGGAGGAGGGCUGUGUAGAUGGGUGGAGCUAUAGCAAAGACACCUAUGAAUCCACUAUAGUUUCUGAGUUUGACUUGGUGUGCAGUAAUCAAUGGAAGCAGACGUUCACAUCUACUGUUUUCUUCGUGGGAGUGCUCCUUGGAUCGUUCUUCUCAGGCCAGCUGUCAGACAGAUAUGGCAGAAAACCCGUUCUUUUUGCAGCUUUGGCACUACAGACAGUUUUCACCUUUGCUCAAGUCUUUUCUGGUUCAUGGAUUAUGUUCCUCAUCAUCCUCUUCAUCAACGGUUUGGGACAGAUGUCCAACUUUGUGGCUGCUCUUGUGUUGGGUUCUGAGGUCUUAACUGGCAAAGUGCGCGUCCUUUACUCAUCUUUGGGCACAUGUCUAGGCUUUGCUAUUGGAUACAUGAUACUUCCACUCUUAGCAUACUUUUUAAGGGACUGGAAAUCACUGUCAUUGGCUUUAUCUUUGCCUUGUGUGGCCUACGUCCCCUUUUGGUGGCUUAUGCCAGAGUCUCCCCGGUGGUUGCUUUCUCGAGGCAGAGUUGAGGAAGCCGAGGCCAUUAUAAGAACUGCUGCUAAGUGGAACAAAGUUCAAGCUCCAAGGAUCAUCUUUGAAGACUGUGGUGUAAAAAAGAUGCAGACACACUCCAAGGAGCAUUACAAUGUCUUUGACCUGCUGAGGCAGAGCAGCAUCAGAGCCACAACACUCAUCCUCUGCUUUGUGUUGUUCACUAUGAUUGUUGGCUACUAUAGCCUGUCUUUCAAUACAGCGCAACUCCAUGAAAACCCCUACAUCAGUUGCUUCAUCUCAGCAGUUGUAGAGAUUCCAGCAUACAUUUCCAGCUGGUUGGCUCUGCUAUACCUUCCACGACGCCUGUCUGUGAUCCUUACGUUGCUCUUUGGAGCUGUGCCACUCUACCUGAUUCAACUUGUUCCAGACGAUCUAUCAAAUCUGGCUCUUGCACUGGAAAUGCUGGGUAAGUAUUCAAUCACGACUGGUUCCUCCCUGAUGUUCGCCUACACCGCAGAGCUUUACCCAACAGUGCUCAGAAACACAGCAACGGGGAUAAGCAAUACUGUUUCCAGAAUUGGAAGUUGCAUUGCCCCUUUAUUGUUAAGUCUGGGUAUGUAUUAUAAGUAUCUACCUUAUAUUAUAUUGGGGACUCUGGCUGUUGUGGCUGCCUUUGCGGCUCUUUUCCUUCCAGAGAGUUUUAAGAAACCUCUUCCUGAAACUAUUGAACAAAUGCACAGACGAGAAAGGAUGAAGUGCCCAUGUCUUACUAGAAAUAUGACCCCUGUACCCGUGGUGCCACUGGACAGUCCACUAUGA
Molecule: messenger RNA, 1653 nt
Organism: Pelmatolapia mariae (spotted tilapia)
Lineage: Eukaryota; Metazoa; Chordata; Actinopteri; Cichliformes; Cichlidae
Product: organic cation/carnitine transporter 2-like
Exons: 11
Coding region: 1-1653 (550 amino acids)
Biological process (GO): transmembrane transport; quaternary ammonium group transport
Cellular component (GO): membrane
Molecular function (GO): quaternary ammonium group transmembrane transporter activity
Source: RefSeq, a predicted model, not a curated record